CGGCCUCCUUCGCGGGGGUGCGGCCAAGCAUGCCCGCGUGCCGUUCACGUGUCCAGCGUUCAAACGGAGCAGGCGCCGGCCCCCUUCCUGGGCGGAUGGGAGGCGGAAGUGCCGGCCUGCUGCGGGCAGCCCCUCGCCGAGGCCGGGAAAGGCCGGAGCUCGAGGGCAGCCGGCGGAGAUGAACUCGCCAUGGCUGCUCUCAAGACAUCGGGCCAGGCCGGCCACAGAGCGGCCGAAGACGGCGGCGGGGCCCUGGACCGCUCUCUCCAGCACAUGCUGCGGGCCAUAGUGGAGGAGCGGCACCGCCUCGCCCUCGGGCACGGCAUCGGCGGACUCGGGUGUUUCAAAGAUGACCGCAUUGUGUUCUGGACAUGGAUGUUUUCCACGUACUUUAUGGAGAAAUGGGCUCCCCGGCAGGAUGACAUGCUCUUCUAUGUCCGUCGAAAACUGUCCUAUGUGAGUGGCGAUAAUACAGAUGGGAAGAAGGCUGAAGUGGAGGUUUACCGUAGGGAUUCUAAGAAGUUGCCUGGCUUGGGGGAUCCAGAUAUUGACUGGGAAGAGAGCGUCUACUUGAACCUCAUCCUGCAAAAGCUGGAUUAUAUAGUGACAUGCGCCGUGUGUACCCGUUCAGAUGGAGGGGACAUCCACGUCCACAAGAAGAAAUCCCAGCAAGUUUUUGCAUCUCCAAGCAAGCACCCGAUGGACAGCAAAGGGGAAGAAUCCAAGAUCAGCUACCCAAACAUAUUCUUUAUGAUAGACAACUUCGAAGAGGUGUUCAGUGACAUGACUGUCGGGGAAGGCGAGAUGGUCUGUGUGGAGCUGGUGGCCAGUGACAAAAGCAACACUUUCCAAGGCGUCAUCUUCCAAGGAUCGAUCCGCUACGAAGCUCUCAAGAAGGUCUAUGACAACAGGGUAAGUGUUGCAGCAAAAAUGGCGCAGAGGAUGUCCUUUGGCUUUUAUAAGUACAACAACAUGGAGUUUGUGCGAAUGAAGGGGCCACAGGGGAAAGGUCAUGCAGAAAUGGCAGUGAGUCGUGUUUCAACGGGUGACACUUCUCCCUAUGGAACAGAGGAAGAUUCAAACCCUGGCUCACCUCUGCACGAGAGAGUCACUUCCUUCAGCACUCCCCCAACUCCUGAACGCAACAACCGCCCCUCAUUUUUCUCCCCAUCCCUCAAGAGAAAAGUGCCCCGGAAUCGUAUUGCUGAAAUGAAGAAGUCUCACUCAGCCAACGACAGCGAGGAGUUCUUCCGAGAUGACGACGAGGGAGAUCUGCACAACGCCACGAACCUCCGGUCACGGUCCUUGUCUGGCACCGGCAGGUCUCUUGUGGGUUCAUGGCUGAAGCUGAACAGGACGGAUGAGAACUUCCUACUCUAUGCACACCUAACCUACGUCACAUUACCAUUGCAUCGAAUUUUAACAGAUAUUCUGGAAGUGCGGCAGAAACCGAUUCUGAUGACAUAACAGAGAGCUUGGCACUGACAUGGAACCCUUGCUGCCAAGUGCCUACAAACCAACUGUCGACAGCACCAUCUAGUGUCAGGAGUUAAACAUUACACUGGAAAAAGGGAUGUCUUGGAAUAACCAGCCAGCCAAUCAAGAAGUGCCUCUUCCUUCUUUUCCUUCCUCUGCUGUACAUCUUUUGUGCGUAUUUUAAACAAAAGACUUUAUAGUUGCGACCGGCAGCAACCUUUCCCACCACUACAACAGUCGGGGCUGCGUUUAAGGAAAAAAAAAACCCCGGCUUUAUGAAGAAUUAGUUGUAACUGGAAAUAAAGCAACACGAACAGAAUGUAUUAACCUUUAUGUACUUUGGGAGAAAUUUCCAUAGGAUUUUUUUUUUUUACUGUUGUACCAAUGAACUUUCUUUCAUAGACUGUUGAGAACCUUCCUUUCUUCCUUAUCGCACAGCAAGACAGCUUUGUGUGUGCAUAUGCAGUUGAGGAAAUGGUAGCAGAAUAAUGUAACCCUAAAGGAAAGCGGACUCGGCCAGAGUGCAGUUUGGCUCCGUGUCAGGUUGGAACUUGACAGAUUAUUUUUCCUUAGUGGUCUGUUUUUAAGGUUCAUGGUGCAAAUUGAUUCUCUACCAAAGAACAGUGCAGACGUCCAGCCAGAAGGGCCCAAAGGAGCCAAGGUGAAGACAGAAGAACUGCACUGGGCUAGCUGCAUAGGACUGGUAGCACGUCUAGAUGUAAAUCUUGCCCAUAAGAGGAUAUAAGAUGUACGAAAACGUGAAGGACCGUGGCACCAAAACCCCAGAGGCCUCAGUUGCUCUUCUGCCCUGGCUCAGCAGAAACUAAAGCUCCCAAGCGGCGGCUUCUGGAAUGGUUUCUAAGUCAGAUUUCCAUCACCCCUGUAUAAUUUGCCGCUGCAUUAGACUCCCUCAGAUUUUUAUUUGAUGGGUCUGUGAUUUGUGAUGUGGUAUAAUUAUGGGGGGAAGGGUUGUUGUUUGAGGAUUGUAGGUCAGGUCUGCUGAACUGUCCGCAGAGGAUGCAUAAAAAGUGCCAUUUUGAGCAUGCCA
Messenger RNA from Heteronotia binoei (common prickly gecko), 2524 nucleotides. Its product is annotated as KIAA0930 ortholog. The record is from RefSeq and is a predicted model, not a curated record. The transcript has 10 exons. NCBI's taxonomy places the organism in Eukaryota, Metazoa, Chordata, Lepidosauria, Squamata, Gekkonidae. Bases 190 to 1467 code for a protein of 425 amino acids.